This is a messenger RNA of Tinamus guttatus (white-throated tinamou), 1926 nucleotides long. It is a transcript of the gene CHRM3, whose product is annotated as cholinergic receptor muscarinic 3. The record is from RefSeq and is a predicted model, not a curated record. Gene Ontology annotation, cellular component: dendrite; synapse; plasma membrane. Lineage: Eukaryota; Metazoa; Chordata; Aves; Tinamiformes; Tinamidae. Gene Ontology annotation, biological process: chemical synaptic transmission; adenylate cyclase-inhibiting G protein-coupled acetylcholine receptor signaling pathway; positive regulation of smooth muscle contraction. Gene Ontology annotation, molecular function: G protein-coupled serotonin receptor activity; G protein-coupled acetylcholine receptor activity.
GCAGACUAUGUCAGAGAGCCACAAUGAUCGUGCACAAUAACAGUUCAAACUCUCCUCUGUUUGCAAAUGUGAGCUCCUUAUGGAAGAGAGAUUCCCAUGGACCAGGACUACUUGACGAAGCAGCAUCGCUCAUUGGCAGCUAUGAUUUCCCUCAGACAACAGAGAGUUUUCCCUUCUCCACUGUGAGAUCAGCAAAUACGUCCCUAAAUGCCACAAGCAAAGACCCUCUGGGUGGGCACAGUGUCUGGCAAGUGGUUUUGAUUGCUUUUCUCACUGGGACCCUUGCACUGGUGACCAUCAUAGGAAACAUCCUAGUAAUUGUUGCGUUUAAGGUUAACAAACAACUGAAAACAGUCAACAACUACUUCUUGCUAAGUCUUGCUUGUGCAGAUUUGAUCAUUGGAGUAAUUUCCAUGAAUCUCUACACCUCGUACAUCAUCAUGGGCCACUGGGCUUUGGGAAGCUUGGCCUGUGAUCUUUGGCUCGCCCUUGACUAUGUCGCCAGUAAUGCCUCCGUCAUGAAUCUCCUCGUUAUAAGUUUUGACAGGUAUUUUUCCAUCACUAGGCCGCUUACGUAUAGAGCCAAACGAACAACCAAAAGGGCUGGAAUUAUGAUUGGUUUAGCGUGGGUCAUCUCUUUCGUUCUUUGGGCCCCUGCCAUACUGUUUUGGCAGUAUUUUGUUGGGGAGAGGACUGUCCCUCCUGGUGAAUGUUUCAUCCAGUUUCUAAGUGAACCUAUCAUCACUUUUGGCACUGCCAUAGCUGCCUUUUACUUGCCAGUCACCAUUAUGAGUAUUUUGUAUUGGAGGAUCUACAAGGAGACGGAGAAACGCACCAAAGAGUUAGCAGGGCUCCAGGCUUCAGGCAGCGAGGCGGAGGCGGCGCGCUUCGUGCACCAGACCGGCAGCUCCCGCAGCUGCAGCAGCUACGAGCUGCAGCGGCAGAGCAUGAAGCGCUCCUCGCGGAGGAAAUACAGACGCUGCCACUUCUGGCUCACCAUGAAGAGCUGGGAACCCAACACAGACCAGGGAGACCAAGAGCACAGCAGCAGUGACAGCUGGAACAACAACGAUGCUGCCGCCUCUCUGGAGAAUUCAGCCUCCUCCGACGAAGAAGACAUUGCUGCAGAGACCAGAGCCAUCUAUUCGAUCGUGCUGAAGCUACCUGGUCACAGCGCCAUCCUCAACUCCACAAAACUACCUUCUUCAGAAGAUUUGCAUGAUUCAGGGGAUGAACUGCAGAAAUCUGACACAGAUUCCAAGGAAAUGAAAGUUAAAAAAAUGCACCCUCCAAAAAGUUUUCAGGAUGGUGGAAGUUUCCAAAAGAGCUUUUCAAAGCUUCCUAUUCAGCCAGGGUCAGCAGUAGAAUCGGCCACAGCAUCUGACGGCAUUUCACCAGUGGCCAAGACAUCUUCAGCCUUGCCUUUGUCCUUCAAGGAAGCAACCCUGGCAAAAAAGUUUGCCGUGAAGACCAGAAGUCAGAUCACCAAGCGAAAACGGAUGUCACUUAUCAAAGAAAAGAAAGCGGCACAAACGCUCAGUGCCAUUUUGUUGGCCUUCAUCGUUACCUGGACCCCCUAUAACAUCAUGGUUCUGGUGAACACCUUUUGCAAAAGCUGUAUCCCCAAACCUGUCUGGGACCUGGGGUACUGGCUUUGCUACAUCAAUAGCACGGUGAACCCCGUUUGCUAUGCACUGUGUAACAAAACUUUCAGAACCACUUUCAAGAUGUUACUGCUGUGCCAGUGUGACAAACGGAAACGACGCAAACAGCAGUAUCAGCAAAGGCAGUCUGUCCUUUUUCAUAAGCGGAUCCCGAGGGAGGCUUCCUAGAGUAGUGUUUUUUAAACAAAUAAAACAAUAACGGGGGAGGAUGGGACGGGACAGAAUGGGAUGCAAUGGGAUGGGAUGAGAUGGGAUGGGAUAG